Molecule: messenger RNA, 1818 nt
Organism: Colletotrichum lupini
Lineage: Eukaryota; Fungi; Ascomycota; Sordariomycetes; Glomerellales; Glomerellaceae
Product: multicopper oxidase
Exons: 3
Coding region: 1-1818 (605 amino acids)
Molecular function (GO): oxidoreductase activity; copper ion binding
Source: RefSeq, a predicted model, not a curated record
AUGUCGGUUUUACGCUACAUUCUUCCUACCCUGGCGUUGGCGCUGGGAGCCAUCGCCGAUGCGAAGAGCUUCACUUUGGAUCUCACCUGGGAGACCGCCUCGCCCGAUGGAUUCGAGAGGAAGAUGAUUCUGGUGAACAAGCAGUUCACUGGACCGAGGAUUGAGAUCACUGAGGGAGAUGAUGUUACCAUCAAGGUCAACAACAACCUCCCCUACGCCACAACCGUUCACUACCACGGUAUUGAGCAGUUGAACACCCCUUGGUCCGAUGGUGUUCCCGGCCUCACCCAGAAGCCCAUCCAGCCCGGCAAGAGCUUCGAGUACAAGUGGAAGGCCACUCAGUAUGGUGCCUACUGGUACCACGCCCACUACGAGGGACUCAUCGAGGAUGGUCUUUACGGAGCCAUCACCAUCCACCCCGCCGCCUCCCACCAGAAGCCCUUCAGCCAGAUCUCCUCGGACGGCGCCGCUAUUCACGCCAUGGAGCAGGCCGAGAAGAAGGUCGUUCCUCUCCUGCUCGCUGACCACCGCCACAUGAUCUCUGAGGAGGUUCACGACCUGUCCAAGGCCGCCGACAUCCAGUUCUCCUGCUAUGACUCCUUCCUGUUCAACGGCAAGGGCAGCGUCAUCUGCCGUACCCCCGAGCAGAUUGAUGCCCUUCUGACCCAAGAGCGCAAGGAUGUUCUGGCCAAUGUUGCUGUCACACCCCCGCGCAACCUUCCACAAACACCAGUCACCCUAACAUUAUCUAGAUGCAUUCCCGCUGCUGUCAUUGCUCGUGGCCAAGGUGAUCUGAGCAAGGUUCCUGCCGGCGUCUUUGAUGGCUGCCAGCCUAGUGAUGGUGGCCUCGAGACGUUCAAGGUCGAGAAGAGCAACUGUGAUACUGAGAAGUGGGUUGCCUUUGACCUCGUUGGUGCCUACGGCCUCCACACCGCCAUGUUCUCCAUCGACAACCACUCCAUGUGGGUGUACGCUAUGGACGGUGCCUAUGUCACUCCCCAAGAAGUGGAGGCUAUUCCCGUCGCCAACGGUGACCGAUACUCCGUCCUCGUCAAGUACAAACAGCAGGGCGACUUCACCAUCCGCGCUGCCUCGGUCAUUGCUACCCAGAUGCUUAGCGGUACCGCCCUCCUCCAGUGGCGUGAGAAGGGCCAGCCCGAGCCCACCAUUGUUGCCUCUACUCCCUGGGUCGCCGACAACGGCAAGCCGACUUCCAAGGAUGUCCGUGUCUUCCGCCAGGCUCUCGCCAAGCCAUUCCCUCCCAUCGCCAUCCCCCAGACCGCCAGCGUCCUGCACAAGUUCGAGAUGCGCAGCGAGGGCGGCUCCUACUUCUGGGCCCUGAACGACAACUUCCUCCUCCCCGCUGACUACGAGAAUGACUCCCCCGUCCUCUUCGGCGUCCUUGCCGCCGAGAACGACCCCACCGUCGUCUCCACCAAGAACGGCACCUGGGUCGACAUGGUCUUCCAGGCCACGGCCCCGCCCCAGCCCCCUCACCCGAUUCACAAGCACGGCAACAAGAUGUUCCUUCUCGGCUCCGGUACCGGUAACUUCACCUGGAACACCAUCGAGGAGGCCGUCGCCGCCAAUGGUACCCUCUGGAACCUGGUCGACCCUCCUCGCAGGGACGCCUUUGCGACGCCCAAUGCCAUCAGCCAGCCUACGUGGAUGGCUGUUCGGUACCUCGUCGACAACCCGGGCCCCUGGUUGCUCCACUGCCACAUUCAGAACCACAUGAUGGGCGGUAUGUCUGUCAUCAUCCAGGACGGCAUCGAUGCCUGGCCCGUUACACCGCAGGAGUACGUCAAUUACAACUAA